Messenger RNA from Micropterus dolomieu (smallmouth bass), 1970 nucleotides. It is a transcript of the gene eloa, whose product is annotated as elongin A. The record is from RefSeq and is a predicted model, not a curated record. Gene Ontology annotation, biological process: transcription elongation by RNA polymerase II. Gene Ontology annotation, cellular component: elongin complex; nucleus. Lineage: Eukaryota; Metazoa; Chordata; Actinopteri; Centrarchiformes; Centrarchidae. Gene Ontology annotation, molecular function: protein binding.
UGCCGGUUUAUUUUUAAGCUUACUGAUAUUAUUUUUAAACGGCUGUAAAACGCGUCUACCUCGCAGCAGCGGUCACCAAACUAGCGGAACCUCCUUUAUUUUUUUUACUUUCUCUGUUCAGUCAGGAUGAAGUAGCUUCCGGGCGACAGGGUACCAGCAGUAAACAUGGCGGAGGAACUGCUGGAAACAGUGGAUAGACUUCAGUCUCGGCUCCUGGAGAAUCCAGAGCCUCGAAAGCUACUAAAGACUUUCAAAAGACUGGGGGAACUCCCCAUGACUGUGGACAUACUGGUGGAAACUGGAGUGGGGAAGACUGUGAAUUCUUUUAGGAAACAUCAAGUAGCUGGAGAGGUGGCAAAAAACCUUGUAGCCAAAUGGAAGAAACUGGUUCCACAAUCUGCAGACAGACCCACCAACAGCCACGUCAAAGAGGCAUCGCGGGCACACACACACUCUCGGGGCCAAGAGGCAGGUGGUGGAGGAGGACACAGACGCACCCGGGAGCCCUCCCCUGAGGAGGAGCCCUCCUACUUGGAAGAGGAAGAGGAGGAGGAAGAGGAGGAGGAGAGAGGCUAUCACACGAACUACUCGCCCUCACCUCCUCAACACGUGCAGUAUACCCCUCCACAGCGACGAGGCUACGAGUUGGACGAGUACGAGAGCCCUGAGCCUGAGCCUGAGCCUGAGCCUGAGCCUGAACCUAGUCCCCCGCCUCCUCGCAAAGAGAUCCGCCACGCCAAACCAAACAAAGAACCCAACAAAAACCAUGACCACGUUGACAGAAACAGGGACAGAGACGAGGAACGGCGGCAGCGCCAUGCACAGAUGAGUAGCGAUCGAGGAGGAGGAGGCGUUGGUGAAGGAAAGAAACGCAGCGCGGACAGAGAGAAUCCAGCACAAAAGGCUGCAAAGCACAGCAGGAAGUCUACCACACAUGAGAGUAAGAGGGAGGAGAAGAAGAAAGGAGGAGAUGACGGGCGACCGCGGGCGCCGAAGGACUCUCCACCCAAAGAGGAGGAGGAAGCCUUCGAGACCCCCACUAUGUCCUUUGAGUCUUUUCUAACAUAUGACGCCCCGGCUGUCAAGAAGAAGAAGAAGCCAUCAUCAUCAUCGUCCUCAUCACACAGUCGACCGUCUCACUCCACGUCGUCCUCCCACCGUACACGCACCCCUCCUCCGCCGCCCGCGCCCUCCUCUUCCUCUAAAGCGAGCAAGGCUAACGGCACUCAGAGUACCAAGAGGCCACAUUCAGGCUCCAGUUCAGCAGCAGCGACACCAGAAAAACGCAAGAGGGUGGUUGAGGCCAUUACGACUCUCCCUGAAAUCCCUCUGCCAGCGAUUCAACCCAAUUACAGACCCCUGCCCUCCAUCGACGUCACACCGCUGUCCCCGCAGAGACGGAAAGUUCCUGCCUGUAACGACGAGGAGGACGCCGGGUUCACAGGGAAGCGAUUCAACUCCAAGAUGGUGGUCUACUCAGGAUCCAAGACCGCGUACUUGCCCAGGAUGAUGACUUUGUACGAGCAGUGCAUACGGGUGCUGCAGAACAACAUUGAUUCCAUCGCUGAGGUCGGAGGAGUGCCGUUUGAGAUCCUGGAACCGGUGCUGGAGCGAUGUACACCUGAGCAGCUGUAUCGCAUCGAGCAGAGCAACCAGUGGUUUACUGAGGAAUCUGACGAGCUGUGGAUGCGUCACUGUAAACGGGACUUUAAGCGGGAGACUCCUCAGGAGUACGAGUCGUGGAGGGAGAUGUAUCUGAGGCUGCACGACGAGCGCGAGGAACGACUGAGGCUGCUCACCCAGAACAUCUCCUCCGCUCACGCCAACAAGCCGAAAGGUCGGCAGGUUAAGAUGGCGUUUGUGAAUUCUGUCGCCAAGCCGCCGCGUGACGUUCGCCGUCGGCAGGAGAGGUUUGGCACCAGUAGUGGUUUGUCCACAGCCGCCUCCACCACCGCUGCAGCUCCCAUCAA